This is a messenger RNA of Aureobasidium namibiae CBS 147.97, 939 nucleotides long. Its product is annotated as NAD(P)-binding protein. NCBI's taxonomy places the organism in Eukaryota, Fungi, Ascomycota, Dothideomycetes, Dothideales, Saccotheciaceae. The coding region runs from base 1 to 939 and encodes 312 amino acids. The record is from RefSeq and is a predicted model, not a curated record. Gene Ontology annotation, molecular function: oxidoreductase activity, acting on the CH-OH group of donors, NAD or NADP as acceptor. The transcript has 3 exons.
AUGGUCGCCAGACUCAGCACCAGAGCUAUCAAGCAGGCUGCAGCUUCUGCUAGACUCUCCUACAACCUUUCACACACUAGGACCUUUGCGAGUACCUUGCAUAGGGAAGAAAAGCGAACAGCCAUUGUCACCGGUGCGAGUCGUGGAAUUGCUGAUACUAGCGGCAGCGGCAAGGCAAUUGCUCUGCGUCUGGCUCAGGACGGUUACGAUCUAUGCAUCAACGACGUCGAAGCCAACAAGCAAGGUGUCGACGAUGUCGUCAAACAAGUCAAGUCAGCAGGCGUCAAUGCCGUCGGUGCUGUUGGCGAUGUCUCGGAUCUCUCCCAAGUCGAAUCUGUCAUACAGAAGAGUGUAAAAGAGCUUGGUCCUCUGAAUACAAUGAUUGCCAAUGCUGGAAUUGCCCAAGUCAAGCCAUUGCUAGACCUUACCACCGAAGACUUUGAACGCAUGUUUAGAAUCAACGUCUUCGGUGUACAGAACUGCUACAGCGCUGCAGCUCGACAGAUGAUCUCGCAGGGUAAUGCUACUGCUGAAGCACCCGGCAAAAUGUUAGCUGCAGCAUCGAUUGUCGCGUUCAAGCCUUUUGCUCUCCUCUCGCACUACUCGGCAUCCAAGUGGGCAGUCAGAGGACUGACACAAGCGUAUGCAAUGGAGAUGGCCGAGCACCACAUCACCGUCAAUUCAUAUGCACCAGGCAUUGUUGGUACAGCCAUGUGGGAUCUCAUCGACGAGGAGCUGGGCAAGAAGCGCGGAACUGACCUCGGGCAAAUCAUCAAGAAAGGCGAGACGAUCAAGAAGUACACCGAUGAGUUGAUUGCGCUGGGUCGUGUCUCUGUUCCUGAAGAUGUUGCCAAGCUGGUUUCCUUUUUGGCAUCAUCUGAUUCCAACUACAUAACUGGGCAAUGUCAGGUGGUUGACGGAGGUAUCAUAUUCACGUAG